Molecule: messenger RNA, 925 nt
Organism: Hibiscus syriacus
Lineage: Eukaryota; Viridiplantae; Streptophyta; Magnoliopsida; Malvales; Malvaceae
Product: rac-like GTP-binding protein 5
Exons: 7
Coding region: 63-695 (210 amino acids)
Biological process (GO): actin filament organization; regulation of actin cytoskeleton organization; establishment or maintenance of cell polarity
Cellular component (GO): cytoplasmic vesicle; plasma membrane; cytoskeleton
Molecular function (GO): GTPase activity; protein kinase binding; GTP binding
Source: RefSeq, a predicted model, not a curated record
GAGAAUAAAAGCAACCCAGAAACUACUCAGGCUUGAUUAGAGUUCAAGUUUAUGUGCAUACAAUGAGUACUGCACCAGCUACAACAGCGGCGGCGGUGGCAGCUACAACGCAAACAAAAUUCAUAAAAUGUGUGACAGUUGGGGACGGAGCUGUGGGAAAGACUUGUCUCCUUAUAUCUUAUACAAGCAACACUUUUCCGACUGAUUAUGUUCCUACUGUUUUUGAUAACUUUAGCGCCAAUGUAAUGGUUGAUGGGCAGACUGUCAAUUUGGGUCUCUGGGAUACCGCUGGUCAGGAAGACUAUAACAGAUUAAGACCUCUAAGUUACAGAGGAGCCGACGUGUUUCUUCUGGCUUUCUCCCUCAUAAGUAGGCCUAGCUAUGAGAACGUCUCAAAAAAAUGGGUUCCAGAGCUGAGACAUUAUGCCCCGGCAGCGCCCAUUGUUCUUGUAGGAACCAAACUAGAUUUAAGAGAUGACAGACAGUUCCACUUGGAUUAUCCCGCGGCGUGUACUAUUUCUACAGAACAGGGUCUUGAACUAAAGAAGCAAAUAGGAGCAGUAGCAUACAUAGAGUGCAGCUCAAAGACACAGCAGAAUGUGAAAGCUGUAUUCGACGCUGCUAUCAAGGUGGUUCUUCAGCCUGCAAAGCAAAGGAAGCAGAAGAAGAGAGCAAGUAUAUGCCGUAUUCUCUAAGCAAAUUCCAAGUGCAAAGCCAGUGUGAAGUUGACCAUGUGAUUCUCUCCUCUUAUGUGCAUUCUCCAUCUUGUUAAUUACAUUCUUUUCGUGUUGAUUUUACCGAGUGCAAUAGGUUGAUCAGAGUGAAAACCACAUUUUGUGUGGGGGGGUACUACCUUCAAGAAGUCAAGGGUGUUUGGGUUUUGUAAAUCGGCUUCUGAUUGAUGUGAAUUAUAAUUUGCUUCUCA